Molecule: messenger RNA, 831 nt
Organism: Aphanomyces invadans
Lineage: Eukaryota; Oomycota; Saprolegniomycetes; Saprolegniales; Verrucalvaceae
Exons: 4
Coding region: 37-786 (249 amino acids)
Biological process (GO): ceramide catabolic process; ceramide biosynthetic process
Cellular component (GO): endoplasmic reticulum membrane
Source: RefSeq, a predicted model, not a curated record
ACACAAUUGGUUGCAUCGUCGAUCUCGGCAACCGCGAUGCAGCAUGGGUUCUGGGGACCCGUCACGAGCAACAUGGACUGGUGUGAAGACAACUACGCGUGGUCGUACUAUAUUGCCGAGUGGUGGAACACGUGGAGCAAUGUGCCGUGGAUCGCCGUUGCAGUCUACGCCAUGUACAAGUCGAGCGAAGCGUUCUUGGAGUCGAAUCAACCAGCGUCGAUUCGACGGGCGUACUGGGUCCCGUUGAUCGUGUUCAGCGGGUCGUUUGCGUUUCACUCGUCGUUGACCCAUGUGGGCCAGCAACUCGACGAGUUGCCCAUGCUGUACGGGUGCUUUUACUUUCACUACGUCACGCUGCGCCACAUCCCCGGCAUGAAGUGGACCGUCCUGGGCUUGUGUGCCCUCAUGACGGUGCUGAUGAUCAUCUUUCGCCAGUCCAUCGUGCCGUUCAUCAUCUCGUAUGCUCUUCUGGUGAUUGGUCUGCUUGUACGUAGCUACCACCUCAUGACGACGCACCACGACUUGCUACAAUCGCAGAUCCUCCAGCGAGGGUUCUACCUGUACGCGGUUGGGUUUAUCUUGUGGGUUGUCGAUCAGCAGUUCUGCUCCAUCGUCAAGCCACUGCAUCUGCAUGCGUUCUGGCAUCUCUUUUCCGGCGCAGGAACGUUCUACUGGAUCCAGUUUGCGUGCGCGCACGAGUUUGUCGUCACCAAGAAAGGCCUCAGCGUCCGCAACAUUGCAGCGGUCCUCCCCUUUGCAACCACCUCGAAAAAACCACUCGAUUAACGCAUGUACAACAUGCACCCGAAAUGCUGCUCCUCGUUGUUGUCC